AUGCUUCUUUAUUCCUUAGUCAACAGACGCCAUAUCACCGGUGUUUUAAGCUCGCCUCGGGUCUUCAGCAAAAAAAGUGGAGUUUUGUCUGCUUCCAGUCAACGAGUAAAGCAAGAUGACCGACGUCCAGCCAAGAGAAGUAAAGAUUUUGGAGACAGCGGAGGACAUUCAAACACGACACGUUACCAGUUUUUCAAGAGAGAUGCAGAUGAAUUGGAAAGCUGGAUUUAUGAAAAGCUACAAACUGCUUCUGAUGAGAAUUACAAAGAUCCCACCAAUUUACAGGCCAAAAUCCAAAAACAUCAAGCAUUUGAAGCUGAAGUGGCAGCCCAUUCCAAUGCUAUUGUCAGCCUGGAUAAUGUUGGUAAGGAGAUGAUUGCGCAAGAACACUUUGCCUCAAAGACUAUUCAGGAGCGUCUGGACAAAUUGCAUGAAUUAUGGCAACUUCUUAUCUCUAAGUUGUCUGAAAAGGGUCUGAAGCUGCAACAGGCAUUGCGUCUCGUCCAGUUCAUGCGAGAGUGUGAUGAGGUCAUGUUUUGGAUUAACGACAAGGAAGCAUUCGUGACUUCAGAAGAGUUUGGCCAAGACCUUGAACAUGUGGAAGUAUUGCAGAAGAAAUUUGAUGAAUUUCAAAAGGACUUGGCAAAUAAUGAAGACAAAGUAACCGAGGUGAACACUCUUGCUGACCAAUUACUAUCUGAAAGUCAUCCCGAUGCUGAGUUAAUUACUACCAGACGACAGGAGGUGAAUGAAGCAUGGCAACGUUUGAAGUCUCGUUCAUUAUUGAGACAGGAGAGGCUUUUUGGUGCACAUGAAAUUCAGCGUUUCAAUCGAGAUGCUGAUGAAACUAUUGCUUGGAUUACUGAGAAGGAUGCUGUCCUCUCUUCGGAUGAUUAUGGCCGUGAUCUGGCCAGUGUGCAAGCCCUCCAGAGAAAACAUGAAGGUAUCGAACGAGAUUUGGCAGCAUUGGAGGAGAAGGUGACUUCGCUGGGAACUGAAGCAAAACGUCUUCAAGAGAUCCAUGCUGACCAGGCUCCACAGAUUGAGGUGAAGCAGCGCGAGAUUGAGGAGAACUGGCAGAGCCUUCGUGGCAAAAGUGAGUCUUAUGCUGCUGAGCGCAAAUCUCGUCUUGAUGAUUCCAACAACCUGCAUCGCUUCCUUGCUGAUUUUCGAGACUUGAUCUCUUGGAUCCACGACAUGCGUGCCAUCAUCUCUGCUGAUGAACUUGCCAAAGAUGUUGCUGGUGCUGAAGCUCUCCUUGAGAGCCAUCAUGAACACAAGGGUGAAAUUGAUGCUAGAGCUGACAGCUUUAAAGCUACCACUGAGGCUGGAACAAACUUAGUCUCAUCAGAACAUUAUGCUGCCAAUGAUAUUAAAGAAAAACUGCAAGAAUUGGCAGUUGAGCGCAACAAUCUCCUUGAGCUCUGGGAGGAACGACGUAUCAUGUAUGAACAGUGCAUGGAUCUUCAGUUGUUCUACAGAGACACAGAGCAGGCUGAUACCUGGAUGACUAAGCAGGAGGCUUUCCUCGCCAAUGAAGAUCUUGGAGACUCUCUUGACAGCGUAGAAGCUCUCAUCAAGAAACAUGAUGAUUUCGAAAAGUCUUUAGCUGCACAAGAAGAAAAGAUUAAGGCUUUGGAUGAAUUUGCUUCCAAAUUGAUUGAAAGUGAACAUUAUGCCCAUGAUGAUGUUGCAACACGUAGGGACCAGUUAUUGGAUCGUCGGAAUAAAUUGUACAAAAAAUCUGGCGAACGUCGAGAAAUGCUGGAAGCUUCAUCCAAAUACCAAAUGUUUGAAAGGGACUGUGACGAGACUAAAGGCUGGAUUAAUGAGAAACUGAAGACUGCAAGUGAUGAAAGCUACAAGGAUCCCACCAAUCUACAAACAAAAGUCCAAAAGCACCAAAAUUUUGAAGCUGAACUUGAUGCCAACAAGAGUCGCAUAGAUUCCAUUAAAGAAACUGGGGAAGAACUCAUCAAAGAAGAUCAUUUUGCUUCCGAGACCAUCAGAGAGAGAAUUGAUGAAAUUCAAAAACUAUGGGAACAGCUCUUGGAACAAACAGAAAAGAAAGGGAGUAACCUUAAGGAAGCUAGUUUACAACAACAGUUCUUCCGCAAUGUCACUGACAUUGAAGGCUGGUUAAGUGAUGUUGAGGGUCAGCUGAUGUCAGAAGAUUUUGGCAAGGAUUUAACCAGUGUGCAGAACCUGCAAAAGAAACAUGGAUUACUGGAAGCAGACAUUAUGGCUCAUCAAGAUCGCAUUGAUGGGAUCCAUGUUCAGGCUCAGACAUUUGUUGAAUCCAGUCAUUUUGAUGCUGAAAACAUUGAAAAGAAGGAAGCACAAGUCCUGAAACGCUACAACAACCUUCAGGAACCGAUGUCAAGUCGUAAACAAAAGCUUGAUGAUGCACUCUGCCUGCAGCAAUUCUUACGUGAUGUUGAAGAUGAGGAAGACUGGAUUAGGGAGAAAGAACCAAUUGCUGCUUCUACCAACAGAGGCCGUGAUUUGAUUGGAGUGCAGAGUUUGAUAAAGAAACAUCAAGGCCUGCUAGCUGAGCUGGCUGGCCAUGAAAGUCGCAUCACAAAUGUCUGUCAGCUAGGACAGGGGAUGAUUGGAGAGGGACAUUUCGCAGCUGAAGAAAUCCAGCAAAAGAUUCAAGAACUUGAGGAAAAGUGGACUGGUUUAAAAGACAAAGCAAACCAACGCAAACAAGAUCUUGAAGACUCUCUUCAAGCACAACAAUAUUUUGCUGAUGCCAAUGAAGGAGAGAGUUGGAUGAGAGAAAAAGAACCGAUUGCUGCCAACACUGAUUACGGCAAAGAUGAAGAUUCUGCUGAGGCUUUACUUAAAAAGCAUGAAGCAUUCUUUGCUGAUUUGGAAGCCUACAGGACAGUUAUUGAAGGACUGAGAGAACAGGCAUUAGCCUGCAAGCAACAAGAAGCUCCAGUUAUUGAUGACCUUGGUAGUGAGAAAGUGAUGGCUCUCUAUGACUAUACUGAAAAAUCCCCACGUGAAGUUUCUAUGAAAAAAGGGGAUGUCCUUGUGUUGCUUAACAGUGCCAACAAGGAAUGGUGGAAAGUGGAAGUGAAUGACCGCCAGGGCUUUGUUCCUGCUGCUUAUGUGAAAAAACUUGACCCUAGUCUUUCUGCCAGCCGGAACAACCUUAUGGAUGAAUUCACCAUUUCCGUACGACAGAAUCAAAUUGAAACUCAGUAUGCCAACUUAAUUGACCUUGCCAACCAGCGCCGUGAGAAGUUACAAGAAUCGUGCCGUGCUUACCAACUGGUGCGUGAAGCGGCAGAGCUGGCCUCCUGGAUCACUGAAAAAGAGACUGUAGUUGUCGCUCAAGAUGUUGGAGAAGAUCUUGAACAAGUUGAAGAAAUGCAGAAGAAAUUUGAUGACUUCCAGAAGGAUCUCAAAGCCAAUGAAGUCCGUUUGCAAGAGUUGAAUUCUAUUGCCGAUAGACUCACAGCUAUGGGACAAACCGAAGCUGCUGAAAAAAUCAGGGAACAGAUUGCUACACUCAACAAUCGCUGGGAGACUCUUCAGAUGGUCACCCAAGAAAGGCAACAGACUCUUGGCAGUGCUCACCAGGUGCAAAGAUACCACAGAGAUGUGGACGAGACCAAAGACUGGAUCUAUGAGAAGGACAUUGCUCUGAACAAUGACAACUAUGGUACAGACUUGAGCAGUGUUCAAGCUCUCCAACGCAAACAUGAAGGAGUAGAACGAGAUCUGGCUGCUCUUGGAGAGAAAGUAAGAGACCUUGAUUCAUCAGCCAAACGAUUGAUGGAGACCCAUGCUGAUCAAGCUGAAAGCAUUUAUGAACAUCAAACAGAAAUCAAUGAGAUGUGGAAUGAGUUAACAACAAAGGCUGAUGCAAGAAAAUCUAAACUGUUGGACUCUUAUGACUUACAACGUUUCCUUAGUGAUUACAGAGACCUCACCUCUUGGAUCAACAGCAUGAUGGCACUUGUGUCUUCAGAUGAGCUGGCUAAAGAUGUUACUGGUGCCGAGGCCCUGCUUGAGAGACAUCAGAUGUUCAGUUCUGAAAUUGUGAGCCAUUAUGGAAUCUCGCAGUACCCUGAAGAGGAAGAGGAGGAGGAGGAUGAGGAACAUCGCACUGAAAUCGAUGCCAGGGCUGGCACAUUCCAAGCAUUUGAAAUGCUUGGUCAACAACUGUUGCAGAACCAACAUUAUGCUAGCACUGAAGUACAGCAGAAACUUGAAGAUCUUGCUAAAUCCCGACAAGAAUUGGAACAGGCUUGGAUUACCCGCCGCAUGAAGCUCGACCAAUGCCUUGAACUCCAGCUGUUCUAUCGUGAUUGUGAACAAGCUGAAGCAUGGAUGGCAUCUCGCGAAGCUUUCUUGGCUGGGGACACUGUUGAUGGUGAUAAUGUGGAGUCUCUCAUCAAGAAACAUGAAGAUUUUGACAGGGCCAUUAACUCUCAGCAAGAAAAAAUUCAAGCUCUUGAAGCCUUUUCCCAGCAGCUCAUUUCUGCCCAACAUUAUGACAGUGAUGCCAUUACUGACAAGAGAGAUCAGGUUCUGGACAGAUGGACCAAGUUAAAAGAGGCUCUAAUUGAAAAUCGAUCCAAGUUAGGUGAAGCACAGUCUCUUCAACAAUUCUCUCGGGACGCUGACGAGAUGGAGAACUGGUUACAAGAGAAGAUCCAGAUUGCCAGUGAUGAAUCAUACAGAGAUCCUUCCAAUAUUCAGAGUAAACAUCAGAAGCAUCAAGCAUUUGAGGCUGAACUUGCAGCCAAUGCAGAUCGUUUACAAGCUCUCCUGUCUACCGGUAAUAACUUGAUUGAACGUCGCCAAUGUGCCGGCUCUGAGGAUGCUGUGAAGGCGCGACUGGAGAGUUUGUCCAGCCAGUGGGAAUCACUGGUGUCCAAAUCAACUGAAAAGAGUGAAAAACUGAAGGAGGCAAACAAACAACAAUCUUACAAUGCAGGAGUUAAGGAUAUUGACUUUUGGCUUGGUGAGGUGGAACAAAUGUUGGCAUCAGAAGAUUAUGGCAAAGACUUGGCUUCUAUCCAGAAUCUGUUAAAGAAACAUCAACUAUUAGAAGCUGACGUUGGUGCACAUGAGGACCGUAUUAAAGAUCUAAAUACUCAAGCUGAUCAAUUCUUGGAAGCUGGCUGGGACGUGGAGAGCAUUGCAGAACGCAAAAAGACCAUUAAUGAAAGAUAUGAAAAAAUCAAAGAGUUGGCUUCCCAGCGGCGUCUGCGUCUUAAUGAUUCAAAUACCAGGCACCAAUUCAUGAGAGACAUCGAUGAUGAAGAAGCCUGGAUCAAGGAAAAGAAAAUCCUUGUUAACUCUACUGAUUAUGGUCGUGACUUGACUGGUGUCCAGAACUUAAGAAAGAAACACAAGCGUUUAGAGGCAGAAUUAAACAGCCAUGAGCCUACAAUUCAGGCUGUCCAGGAAACUGGGCGUCGCUUGAUCACCGAGUCCGAUAUCAACGUUGCUGACAUUGAGGCUCGUCUCAACGGCUUGGCCCAGAGUUGGGAAGAACUUAAUCAACUGUGUGUCCACAGGGGUCAGAAGCUGGAACAGUCUUAUGCAUUCCAGCAAUUUACAGCGAAUGUGGAAGAAGAGGAAGCAUGGAUCACAGAGAAGCUGCAUUUGUUGUCUGGAGGAGACUAUGGUGACACCAUGGCUGCUGUCCAAGGUCUGCUCAAGAAACAUGAAGCCUUUAUUACUGACUUCCAAGUCCAUAAGGACCGAUGUGUUGAGAUCCAGCGGGAAGGACAGAAUCUAAUAGAUGAGGAAAACCACAAUGCUCCAGCCAUCCAACAACGUAUCAACAGCUUACAAGAGAAGUUGGCUUCACUGGAGAAUGCAGCAGCACAGAGACAUACAGGAUUGGUUGACAAUUCUGCCUUCUUACAGUUCAUUUGGAAGACCGAUGUUGUGGAAAGCUGGAUUGCGGACAAAGAGACCCAAGUCCGCUCCGAUGAUUACGGUCGAGACCUAUCUUCUGUACAAACCCUGUUGACCAAGCAGGAAACCUUUGAUGCUGGUCUGCAGGCAUUUGAGAAGGAAGGCAUUCACACUAUCACAGCCUUAAAAGAACAACUUAUCUUGUCCAACCAUGCGCAGACACCUGCCAUUGAAAAACGGUACAAUGAUGUAAUUGCCAGGUGGCAAAAGUUGUUGGCCGAUUCUGAAUCCCGAAAGCAGCGUCUCCUAAAACUCCAGGAGCAGUAUCGACAGAUUGAGGACCUCUACCUUACUUUCGCUAAGAAGGCUUCAGCAUUUAACAGCUGGUUUGAAAACGCAGAAGAGGACCUCACUGACCCUGUCAGGUGUAACUCAGUGGAGGAAAUUAAGGCUUUGAGAGAAGCCCAUGACCAAUUCAAAGCAUCACUGAGUGCUGCCCAAGCAGACUUCAAUCAACUGACAACUCUGGAUAAACAAAUUAAAAGUUUCAAUGUAGGCCCCAAUCCAUACACCUGGUUCAAUAUGGAGGCCUUGGAAGACACAUGGAGGAACUUGCAGAAGAUCAUCAAGGAACGUGAUGUUGAGCUGAAUCGAGAGCAGCAGCGCCAAGAGGAGAACGAUCAACUCCGCAAACAAUUUGCCCAAGCUGCUAAUGCUUUCCAUUCUUGGCUUACAGAGACAAGACUCUGGCUUCUGGACGGAGCUGCCAUGAUGGAAGGUUCUGGAAGUUUGGAAGAUCAAUUAGAAGCUGUAAAGCGUAAGGCAUCAGAAGUUCGAGCUCAAAAAGGUCAGUUGAAACGAAUUGAAGAUCUAGGAGCUGCCAUGGAAGAGAGAUUGAUUUUGGACAACAGGUACACAGAACACAGCACAGUGGGUCUGGCCCAGCAAUGGGACCAACUUGAUCAGUUAGGAAUGAGAAUGCAACACAAUUUAGAACAACAAAUUCAAGCAAGGAACCGCAGUGGUGUAUCAGAAGAUGCCCUCCGUGAGUUCAGUAUGAUGUUCAGACAUUUUGACAAGGACAAAAGUGGUAAACUUGACCAUCAAGAAUUCAAGUCUUGUCUCCGAGCCUUGGGUUAUGAUCUCCCGAUGGUGGAGGAAGGCCAGGUAGACCCCGAGUUCCAGGCCAUUUUGGAUAGUGUAGAUCCAAACAGAGAUGGGCAUGUCAGUCUACAAGAAUAUAUGGCUUUCAUGAUCAGUCGAGAAACUGAGAAUGUACAAUCCAGUUCUGAAGUGGAACAAGCUUUCCGUGCCCUCACCUCUGGAGAAAAACCAUACAUUACAGCCCAAGAACUUUAUGCAAAUCUGACCAAAGAACAAGCAGAUUAUUGUAUCAAUCGUAUGAAGCCGUACCAGGAUAAGACCGGGCGAUCAAUACCAGAUACAUAUGACUUCAUUGAUUUCACCAGAUCUUUGUUCAUCAAUUAG
Messenger RNA from Acanthosepion pharaonis, 7377 nucleotides. The record is from the annotation of a GenBank genome assembly. NCBI's taxonomy places the organism in Eukaryota, Metazoa, Mollusca, Cephalopoda, Sepiida, Sepiidae.